GAUGAGAAGCGCUGCUGCAGAACACACCUCAUCUCCUCUUUAGCUGGAGGGAUAGAGAGGAAAACGAUCCAGUCUGUGCCUAUUUUCUGCUUGCCUCAGAGAUAGACGAGCCAGGGAAGUUAUGUUUCAGGAAUCUUAAGUGAUAAAUAAAUGAAAGACUGAGAAAGAUAACACAAAAGCACAUCGGCAUGUGAAGAAUCUGCAAAUGCAAGAUUGGCAGUAAAUGGAGAAAGAAGAAGCAACAGAGAUGUAAUCAAUGCUUCUGAUGCGAGUCUCUCUAUUAUUGCUGCACAGCCCACACAAACCCUGUGCAAAGGAAAAUUUCAUACAAUGAGCUGGAACAUCCCAGGCUACAAUUCCUCUACCUGUGGUCAGGAUGUGAAACUGAUGUGACAACAAAAGAAGUCAUCAAGUCACAGCCACUGCAUGGUCCCUGUUCCUACCACUACAAUCAAACUCACACACAGUAACACAAUCAGUUUAGAAGAGGCCUCAGGAAUGAGAAGAUAUGCAUUUCAACUUGUUUGAUUUUUCUUUCUUAUUUCUUUUUAAGCUAAUGCCCGUCAUGAUGUCAUGUUAUGAGUAAUGACACUAAACCAUCUGUUAGAAUUUGCUCACACAUCUCUGGUCCAAAUGAUUACUUUUGUAUCGCCAUAAGAAAGUUUUCCUCACCUUGUCUGAAUCAGUUCCCGUUACACGUGAGGAUUAUGAGGCCGGCUUUAGUGCUUCUACAGUCACAUUGUCUUUUGUGUGUGUUUAGUGGUGUGUUUGUGUCCAUUGUUGUGGGCUCGCUACCUCCUGCACUGCCAUGGCAUGUCUCUUGCCCACUGAGGUGUGUGUGUCAGAUAAAGCCAUGGUUCUCCCCUGAUUCUGUCUACCAUGAAGCUCCCACUGUGGACUGUAAUGACUUGCUGUUGACCAAGCUCCCUUUGCCCAUACCCCCAAACACACACACCCUACGUCUGCAGAGCAACCUCCUGUCAGUUCUGGACACUGCGGUGCUACAUGGAAUCCCCAAUCUCACCGACUUAGACCUUUCCCAGAACCGCUUCAGUCAUGUCAGGGCAGUAACUCAUAGCUCCUCCAUGCCAUCGCUGUUGUCCCUACACCUGGAGGAAAAUCAUCUUAGUCACCUCCCCGAGGCUUCCUUCUCAUCACUGCCAGCUUUGCAAGAACUCUUUCUCAGCCACAACAACUUACAUUCAAUAGCACCUGGGGCUUUUGCUGGUCUGGACUCCCUUCUUCGUCUCCAUAUAAACAACAACAGGCUCACUACUGUAGACCCUCGGUGGUUCAGGACUUUGCCUCGUUUGGAAGUUCUCAUGCUUGGGGGCAACCCUGUGGAGGCUCUACCUGAGAGGGGCUUCGGGGCCCUAAAAUCCCUCCGGAGCCUUGUGCUUGGUGGUAUGGGUCUGAGAGGCUUGGCUGAGAAAGCUCUGGAAGGUCUAGAGGACCUGGAAAGCCUUUCCUUCUAUGACAACCUGCUGUCCAAAGUUCCAUCUCAAGCACUAAAGAGAGUGCCAGGACUGAAGUUCCUCGACCUCAACAAGAACCAUAUCAAACUGAUUGAGACAGGAGACUUCCAAGAUAUGCUCCACCUGAAGGAACUCGGUCUGAACAACAUGGAGGAGCUUGUGUCCAUUGAAAAAGCCGCCCUGGAGAACCUCCCUGAGCUCACCAAGCUUGAGAUCACCAACAACCCACGUCUGUCCUACAUUCAUCCUCAGGCUUUCGUCCAGCUUGGCAGGCUGGAGAGUCUAAUGCUCAACUCCAAUUCUCUGAGUGCUCUACACCAAAAUAUCAUCAUCUCCCUGCCAAGUCUUCAGGAGGUCAGCUUACAUUCCAACCCACUGAGAUGUGACUGCCUGUUUCACUGGGCUGCCAAGGACACCUCUCAUCUUCGCUUGGAAAGGGACAUGAAAAUAAAAACACAAAUACCCCGAGUGGUGCGUUUUAUCCAACCCCAGGCAACCUUGUGCUCUGAACCACCAGAACUGAGAGCACGCAGAGUGAGAGAGGUAUCCUCAGGAGACAUGUCCUCCUCCUGUCUGCCUAAUAUUCCUGCCAGCUCCCUUCCUUCCUAUGUAGGGGUUCAGGAAGGAAGCAAACUGGUUUUGCACUGCCGAGCACUUGCAGAUCCACAGCCUGAAAUGUACUGGGUGACCCCUUCUGGCUUGAGACUUGGAGCUUCACAAAGCCAAUCAUCCAAAAGUUUCUCAGCUCCUGAUCUCUGCAAGAAUGCAACCAUGGCUGAUAGAUUAAACAGUCCAUCUGCCUCUAGUGUCCAGUACCCUCAGGCUCAAGAUGAUACUUCCUGCCAGCCCUCCAAAGACUACCAGCUACUGCCUGAGGGAACUCUGGAGAUCAGGAAAAUCACCCCUAAAGAUGCAGGACUGUAUACCUGUGUGGCUGAGAAUGCACUGGGAGCAGAUACACGAAGCAUUACUGUGGGAGUGCACAAUAGAGGAAAAAAUAGAAAGAGGGCGGUGGCAACUAAACCGAAGAAAUUUGAAGCAAUUAGAUUAGAUGCCAGGUUAGGGUUAAGAGAGGUUGGAGAACACUAUGCUAUUUUGUCCUGGCAGAGCAGACACAACCUCCCCUCGACUCGGCUAUCCUGGCAGGCCAUACACCCAAACGCCUACAUGCCAACAUACACCACACGCAUCCUUGCUGGCACACAGAGCUUCAACUUGACUCACCUGCAAGCAGAGACAUUUUACAGAGUGUGUCUGCACUUAGGGAUUAGCGAGAGCAGCAAACACGUAAGCCGGAGAUCAAGGGAAAGGCCUCAGUGUGUUACGUUUAGGACAAAGGAAGCCACAGAGCUUCUGCUUGGCUUGCAGCUCAACCCACAGCUGACCUCCACAGCUGUCACACUACUGCUCCUCGCACUUAUACUGCUGAUGGCAGGCCAGGGUUGGGACACUGAGCCCAGCGAGGUGGGAGAAAAGCUCCACAAUACCCAUCAUCAAGACAUGAAGGGUCCUCACACACUGAUCAUCAAUCAAAACACAAAAGAAAAUGAGGAACAUCAGCCAAAUCAGAGUGAGAAACUGCUACUAAAUCAUAUCUACUGAAACAAUUGUUCAUAUUUAAAUGCAGACAAGAUGUGAUGAGACACAAACAUGCACACAUUCAACAUGACAAACAUACACUUUGCUACUCAAAACAACAUGAUAGGAAUCGGAGAUGACAGUGCAGAGAUUUGUAUUUAUUUUCUAUACAGCAUAAAGUAUAUAUUGACAUUGUUUCUGUGUUAAGAUGUGUUGUAAAAAAAUGCCUAUUCACUAACCAGGGAAAUAAAACUGGACAAUCAUACUCCUGUUGCACAGGAGAAACAAAUGAGCCUGAGCUGCCUACAACCACGGGACUGAAACUAAAGGGAACUUGAUGCAAUCUAGGAAAAGAUAUUUACAGAAGAGAGCAGCUCAGACCUCCAGGGUUUUUUUUCCCCUGUUUUCUGUCUACAUGUUUCUACAGACUGAAGCAUACUUCCUUCAAGCUGAUGAAAAUCUGCCUUAUGACUGAUGCUGAAUGAACUUCCUGCUUGUUUGGACUAUAUGGGUUAAAAUGAUUGAUGUAAACAGCCCUCUUGCUUCGCUCUCAUCAUCUUGGACAGAGUUGUCCAUCUUGCAGUACAUAUAUGGUAUACUCAUUCAAAUUACCAGUCUGUUAAAAUAAAAAUAAUCUAAAAGUGAA
Molecule: messenger RNA, 3699 nt
Organism: Melanotaenia boesemani (Boeseman's rainbowfish)
Lineage: Eukaryota; Metazoa; Chordata; Actinopteri; Atheriniformes; Melanotaeniidae
Gene: lrrn2
Product: leucine rich repeat neuronal 2
Exons: 3
Coding region: 579-3077 (832 amino acids)
Molecular function (GO): protein binding
Source: RefSeq, a predicted model, not a curated record